This is a messenger RNA of Helianthus annuus (common sunflower), 1598 nucleotides long. RefSeq lists its product as uncharacterized. The transcript has 2 exons. NCBI's taxonomy places the organism in Eukaryota, Viridiplantae, Streptophyta, Magnoliopsida, Asterales, Asteraceae. Gene Ontology annotation, cellular component: membrane. Bases 483 to 1376 code for a protein of 297 amino acids. The record is from RefSeq and is a predicted model, not a curated record.
GGUAUUUUGGGGUAUAGUUUAACAGACUGUAAUUCGUCACCUACACAUACAUGUUUUUGUGUCUUCGAUCCAUCAUUUCCUCUUUAAGCUUAUCUCUCUUCCUUCCUCUGUUCAUCCAUUCACUCAUUUCAUGACCAUCAAUUUGUAAACAAAAGCAUCAAAUUAUCACGUUUUCAUCAUAUCUGGGGUUCACAAUUCUCGCUAUACCAUGGGUUCUGCUACUGAUUUUCGGUGUUUAGAGCAACUUUGGGCUGGAAUUAUGUGAAAUGAGGCAAAUGCGUGUGUUUGUGAAGGGGUUAUAAAGUUAGGAUAUGGGUGUUCCUUGGAAAAGUUGCUCUUUAAUUGUCCGUUAGUUUACAAAGAAAGAAAGAGAAUCAGAUUCCAGAAGUUACAACGGUCUGCGAUUCUGAAGCUUUUUUGCUAAAAGUCUUAUUUUGGAUCCCAUAUUGAGGAUCUGAUUUUAUCACAUUUAUGCAUCAUCGAUGGGGCUUCCAUUUCGAAGUCUCACGAUGCUGCUUCUUCUUCUACUGAUUUGGUGGUCAACAAGUGAAGCUCAAACACUUAGGGCUCUUGAUGCUAUUCUCCAGGACUAUGCUUAUCGUGCAUUUCAUCGACCCAGAACUGGCCGCCCCUAUGAUGGGGUCCCCCCUGCAAAUUUGUCCGGAAUUCAGAUAUCCGCAUUGAGGCUUCGAAGUGGUAGCUUGUUUACUCGAGGUGUUCGACAGUAUAAGCAGUUCUCAAUCCCAGUUGGGGUCAUUGGAACUCCUUAUGUGGAGAGGCUGGUUCUGGUGUAUCAAAACCUUGGCAAUUGGUCCACAACGUAUUACCCUUUGCCUCCUGGAUACAUGUAUCUAGCGCCUGUAUUGGGUCUUCUAGCUUAUGAUGCGUCAAACUUAUCGGCUACAAACCUGGAAGAACUCGAUAUUUAUGCCUCUGAAGAUCCCAUCUCGAUAGAGUUUACUCAAGUGCAACCGGUGCGUGAUGCACGGUGCGUGUGGUUCGAUCUAGAUGGGCGUAUAAACUUCACAAAGGUGGUGUCUGGCAACAAGUGUCUGACUUACGAACAAGGGCAUUUCUCUAUUGUAGUCGAAUCCACAGCCCCAUCGCCUGCACCAGUGCCGCAACCACAUCAAGGCGGUGGGGGGAAGGGUUGGAUUAUUGGUGGGUCUGUACUCGGUGGGGUUGCAUUGUUGGUGUUGUUGGCAUUGCUGAUCCUGUGGGUGUGGAGAUUUAAUAAGAGGAAGAAAGUGCAUAAAAUGGAGAAGGCUGCAGAUGCUGGUGAAGCACUGCAUAUGACCGCAGUUGGGAACACGAAAGCACCAGCGGCUACAACCACUAGAACACAGCCAAGUCUGGAAACUGAAUAUGUUCCAUGAACUUCAUAUUCUAAGGUUGGUUGGUUGGUUCAUUCUUUGGUAAAGUUGUGGGUGUCCUGUGUGUGUGAAUUAUUCAAUCUCACAAAAGCUGUUCAUAGUUUGAUGAUUUGUUGUGUGCAUUCUAGGUGUUUAGUCAAGAGUGAUUCUAUUUAUGGUAAUUUUUCAGUGAAUAAACUUUCAUUACAAUAUUUGAAUCUUUUGUAGCAAUCAGGUGUUUUUGUA